This is a messenger RNA of Triticum urartu, 1605 nucleotides long. RefSeq lists its product as uncharacterized. NCBI's taxonomy places the organism in Eukaryota, Viridiplantae, Streptophyta, Magnoliopsida, Poales, Poaceae. Gene Ontology annotation, biological process: electron transport coupled proton transport; aerobic respiration; mitochondrial respiratory chain complex I assembly. Gene Ontology annotation, molecular function: quinone binding; 4 iron, 4 sulfur cluster binding; NADH dehydrogenase (ubiquinone) activity. The record is from RefSeq and is a predicted model, not a curated record. Gene Ontology annotation, cellular component: respiratory chain complex I.
AAGGUGGACGACCUGAUGAACUGGGCGCGGCGGGGUUCGAUCUGGCCCAUGACGUUCGGCCUCGCCUGCUGCGCCGUGGAGAUGAUGCACGCCGGCGCCGCCCGCUACGACUUCGACCGCUUCGGCGUCAUCUUCCGCCCCUCGCCGCGCCAGUCCGACUGCAUGAUCGUCGCCGGCACGCUCACCAACAAGAUGGCGCCCGCGCUCCGCAAGGUUUAUGACCAGAUGCCAGAGCCUCGGUGGGUGAUCUCGAUGGGCAGCUGCGCCAACGGCGGUGGAUACUACCACUACUCGUACUCCGUCGUGCGUGGGUGCGACCGGAUCGUUCCCGUGGACAUCUACGUCCCUGGGUGCCCGCCAACAGCUGAAGCUCUCCUGUAUGGCGUUCUCCAGUUGCAGAAGAAGAUCAACAGGCGCAAGGAUUUCCUUCACUGGUGGGAGAAGUGAAUUAGCACUUUGGACCAUCAGGUUCAUGAAGAUGCAGCUCUUCUAUGUAUCGUUGGAAUAAGCGAAGCAUGUGCUUCCUGGUCCGUGGUAAUUGGUAAGUAAGUAGCUUGUGUGUGCUGGGUGGGUUACUACCUUGCUUCACAGGCCAUGAAAAAGCUACGUACCGGUGGUUGAAUAGUUGAUGCACCCGAGUUUGUACUGGCAUAUUGUAUAUCUGUACAGUACAUGCUGGUGGUUGAACAGUAGAUGCUUAUGGAAUUGUAUGUAUUCUAUGCAAUUGUGAUAAUGUACGCUGUCGGUGUUGUGUGUAGCAAAUAUUCCCAAAAUAAGUGUCUGACAGAGGGAGUACGAGGGAAAGAUGUGGCUCUACAGGUCUUCCGAAUAUAAAUAGGCCGGAAGACAGCUGACUGAGAGUUGUGGCUCUUAGCUCUUCGAUCUUAACUUCAGUAGUUCGAUACUGCUUUGAAAAAGUGCCUUGGCUGACUUAUUUUGGCGAUUUAACCCCCUACAGGAUAGCAGAUAUCAUGUAGUAACAUGCAGUAUUAAUUUGAUCAGAAGCUCAUGCUAUAUAUCAUGAUGUGCUACCAAAGUUCAGAGUCCUGUCGAUAGUGUUAGAUGAGUGAGCAACUAACUUUACUAAGGGGCCAAAGGCCAAUACAUAUACAUGUGUGGCAAAGUGCAAGAAACUCCUUAUACAAUGAGGAUGUACCGAAACGGGACUAUACAUAUCUAACACCCCCCCUCAAACUUAUGGUGGAUCAACAACACUGAGUUUGGAGAGAAGAAAACUAUGCUGCGCGAGUCUGUGCCUUCGUAAAAAAGUCCGCCAACUAUAACUCAGAGGGCACAUAGUGGAGAGCAAGAAUCUGAUCCUGCACAGCAGCACAUACAAAGUGGGCAUCCAACCGAUGUGCUUGGUGAGCUCAUGCUUCACCGGGUCACGCUCAAUACUGAUAGCACCGGUACUGUCUGACAGUAAGAGAGUCGAGGAAGUAGCAGACACACCAAAAUCCUCAAGUAACCAUCGUAAUCAGAUCACCUUAGCCGUCAACAUAGCCAUGGCUCGCAACUCAGCCUCUGUACUCGAGCGAGAAACUACAGUCUGUUUCUUUGUCUUCCAGGCAAUAAGGGAGCCACCAAGAAAGAUACAGUAAGCAG